AUGUCCAAAUCGAAGAUUGAUGACCUUGGAUUUCUGGAACUAUCACCAGGGACUGAUCCUGUCGUCGAUAUUGUCGCCAUUCAUGGUCUAGAUGGUCACAGAGAAGAGACAUGGACAACAGACGAUGGGAUCCUAUGGCUACGCAAGUUCUUGCCUCCCGACUUACCCAACGCACGAAUCCUCAGUUAUGGUUACGACGCCGAUACGCAAAGUAAAGAAUGCGUAUCCACUCAAACAAUGCGUCGUCAUGCCGAAGGACUGGCUCAAGCUCUUUCAAGGCAACGCACGCACGCACCUCGACGUCCUAUAAUAUUCGUUGCGCACAAUAUAGGAGGUAUCAUCCUCAAAUGGGCGCUCGUGAUCUGUCACAAUCAGAACCCGGAGUCAAAGUGCGAUCUACGAGACAUCUUGGUUUCUACUCAUGCGAUCCUCUUCUUCGGAACUCCCCACUCUGGCCUCGAGGGCACAACUCUCCUGACCACGAUCAACCGCUUCGCAUCAAUGUAUACGAAAACGACAAAUGUUCUCCUCAAAGAUCUUGAGAAUCACUCGUCUGAACUCGAAAACGUCCAGAGUCUGUAUGUCGCUGUGAGCGAGAAGUUCAACAGUAUAUUCUUCUGUGAAGCAUACAAGACACCUGCAGAGAGAAAGAGGAGGAAGUUGAAUGUUCCUCAUCACGCGGCGGUCAUCUCUGGUGAUCGAAACGCCACGACUAUCGUCCUGCAUGCCAGCCACGAAGAUCUGGUCAGGUUCCAUGCAGCAGAUAGCGACAAUUAUCGCACCGUUCUUCAUCAUCUCAAAGACUACUCCAGCAGCGCAACAACAGCUGUGAGUGAGAAGUGGACAAGAGAAGACACCUGUCGUAGCGCUGCAAGAGGAGAGUCUGAUUCCCAGGAAGUAGCACGACCGAAGUCACUCCCACCAGUGUCAAUAAGCUACAUCGAGCGACCAGAACUUCAAACCCUUAUCACACAAAAGCUUCUUCCAGACGGCGAUGUGGGCCGCCAACCGCGAUGUAUUCUAUACGGGCUCGGAGGGGCUGGGAAAACUCAGCUUGCAACGAGAUGGAUCAGGAAAAAUAAGAACAAGUUCACUCGAGUGAUUGUUAUCGAUGCAACGAGUCAGGCCCAGCUGGAAGCGGACUUGGAGCGGUCGAUUCGCACCUUGGGAACCGAAUACAGCAAGAUGACGUGGGAAGAUGCAGUCUCCCACCUGGACGACAAUGAAAAGGGAUGGCUACUGUUCAUGGACAACGCAGAUUCAUCUGAACUGAAUCUUGAUCCGUAUCUCCCGGGGUCUAUCCAUGGAGCAAUCAUCAUCACGACACGGAAUAGAGGCUGCAUUGGCCACGCUCCCAACGGCGCGAUUCCUGUCGGCGAGCUGGAGGAGAAUGAGGCCAUAAACCUCCUUCAUACAGUCUCCAAUAUCCCACGUACAUCUGGAAUCAAGUCUGUGGAGAUUGUAAGGGAGCUUGGAAUGCUGGCACUGGCGGUCACUCAGGCGGGGGCUUACAUCCGCACUACACAGCGUCCGGAUACAUACCUCGAAAGUUUCCGCAAGCAUAGAAAGCGAUUGAUGAGCAAGGCUCCGGGUGAGGGAACACAUUAUCCGUCCUCGACAUACACUGCGUUCGACCUGUCUUUUCGCCGUCUACCGACUAAAACACAGGAUUUUAUGAGAAUAUGCGCAUUUCUUCACCACUCCCUCAUUCCAUACGCGCUAUUCCAGCAAUCGACCGAGUCAAAAUUUAUCACACCCGUGUUCAGGGCGAGCUGGGCCCCACCAGAGAGUGAUAAAGUAUUUAUCACAAAGCUAGAGGGAAUUUUUGGGUUGGAAUGGGAUGAGAUUACGUUCCAAGAAACUGUAGAUUCGGCUUUGCACGCGUCUCUGAUCAGUGUUUCAACUGACGGGCUAUUCUACACUGUUCACCCACUCCUUCAAACAUAUAUCAAGGAUGGACUGAACGAAGAAGAGAAUUUUACCUAUAUACGUAUGACAGCACAGCUAUUGCUUGGCGCAACCCAGCCAUUUGAGAGUAGCAAUGGACACCGAUGGCAACUCCUCGCGCAUGUCAACAGCAUCCCUCGAUCUGUUCAGUCGCAGCACGUCGCUAGCGCAUUGGCUUUCGGCAAAUUCUAUCAGUCUUUGGCAGAUUGGAAUGCAUGCCAAGAUUUAUUUGAAGUUGCUCUUCAGAAUGUCGUGGCCGCUCUUGGCCAAAGGCAUAAAGACUCACUAUGGCUGAUGUCUCUUCUCGCGGGGACAUUACGGGUGCUUAGUCAACUGGAAAAGGCAGAAACAAUGCAGCGAGAAAUACUUUCUCUGCACCUAGACAUCCUUGGGCCACGAAAUUUAGACACGGUCACUGCAAUGCACGACCUUGCAGCCACACUGGAUGAACGUGGUCAGUUGGAGGAAGCGGAAACGAUGAAGCGAGAGGUACUCGCUCUGCGGCUAGACAUCCUUGGACGACGGCACCUCGACACGGUCCACGCAAUGCACAACCUUGCAGUCACUCUGCAUGGACGUGGUCAGUUGGAGGAAGCGGAAACGAUUCAGCGAGAGGUACUCGCUCUGCGGCUAGACAUCCUCGGACGACGGCACCUAGACACGGUCCGGGCAAUGGACAACCUUGCAAUCACUCUGCAUGGACGUGGUCAGUUGGAGGAAGCGGAAACGAUGAAGCGAGAGGUACUCGCUCUGCGGCUAGACAUCCUUGGACGACGGCACCUCGACACUGUCCACGCAAUGGACCACCUUGCAGUCACUCUGCAUGGACGUGGUCAGUUGGAGGAAGCGGAAACGAUUCAGCGAGAGGUACUCGCUCUGCGGCUAGACAUCCUCGGACGACGGCACCUAGAUACAGUCUGGGCAAUGGACAACCUUGCAAUCACUCUGCAUGGACGUGGUCAGUUGGAGGAAGCGGAAACGAUUCAGCGAGAGGUACUCGCUCUGCGGCUAGACAUCCUCGGACGACGGCACCUAGAUACAGUCUGGGCAAUGGACAACCUUGCAAUCACUCUACGUGGACGUGGUCAGUUGGAGGAAGCGGAAACGAUUCAGCGAGAGGUACUCGCUCUGCGGCUAGACAUCCUCGGACGACGGCACCUAGACACGGUCUGGGCAAUGGACAACCUUGCAAUCACUCUGCAUGGACGUGGUCAGUUGGAGGAAGCGGAAACGAUUCAGCGAGAGGUACUCGCUCUGCGGCUAGACAUCCUCGGACGACGGCACCUCGACACGGUCCACGCAAUGGACAACCUUGCAAUCACUCUGCACGGACGUGGUCAGUUGGAGGAAGCGGAAACGAUUCAGCGAGAGGUACUCGCUCUGCGGCUAGACAUCCUCGGACGACGGCACCUAGAUACAGUCUGGGCAAUGCACAACCUUGCAACCACUCUGCAUGGACGUGGUCAGUGGGAGGAAGCGGAAACGAUUCAGCGAGAGGUACUCGCUCUGCGGCUAGACAUCCUCGGACGACGGCACCUAGAUACAGUCUGGGCAAUGCACAACCUUGCAACCACUCUGCAUGGACGUGGUCAGCUGGAGGAAGCGGAAACGAUUCAGCGAGAGGUACUCGCUCUGCGGCUAGAAAUCCUUGGACGACGGCACCUAGAUACAGUGUGGGCAAUGGACAACCUUGCAAUCAGUCUACGUGGACGUGGUCAGCUGGAGGAAGCGGAAACGAUGAAGCGAGAGGUACUCGCUCUGCGGCUAGACAUCCUUGGACGACGGCACCUCGACACGGUCCGGGCAAUGGGCAGCCUUGCAAUCACUCUACGUGGACGUGGUCAGUUGGAGGAAGCAGAAACACUGCGGCGGGAUGCAUUCGCCUUGCGGCUGGAGAUCCUUGGACCGUAA
Messenger RNA from Serendipita indica DSM 11827, 3858 nucleotides. The record is from the annotation of a GenBank genome assembly. NCBI's taxonomy places the organism in Eukaryota, Fungi, Basidiomycota, Agaricomycetes, Sebacinales, Serendipitaceae.